This is a messenger RNA of Carassius gibelio (silver crucian carp), 3558 nucleotides long. Its product is annotated as low-density lipoprotein receptor-like. Gene Ontology annotation, molecular function: protein binding; calcium ion binding. The transcript is spliced from 16 exons. NCBI's taxonomy places the organism in Eukaryota, Metazoa, Chordata, Actinopteri, Cypriniformes, Cyprinidae. The record is from RefSeq and is a predicted model, not a curated record. Bases 109 to 2391 code for a protein of 760 amino acids.
UCGCGGCUUCAUUCAAACGGAAGGGUUUCAGUCCUGUUACUCAGCACCGGGCGCGGUAACGUUAUCAUCGUCGCAGUGACUCGCUGCUGCUCUGAGAUCGAUCAGGUGAUGGAGAUUCGGAUCAGCGCUCGGCUCGGAUUCAUCUGCUCGGUUCUUCUGCUUCACUGUGUCCACGAAACCUGUGCGGCCGUCUGCAGUCAGGAGCAGUUCUGCUGUGCUAACAGGAAGUGCAUCACGAGCCGCUGGGUCUGUGAUCAGACGGACGACUGCGGCGAUGGAAGCGACGAGCUGCUGGAGUCCUGCAGACAGAAGAAGUGUUUGUCGAGUCAGUUCAGCUGCGGCGGGCGUCUCAAUCAGUGUGUGUCCACCAGGUGGCGCUGCGACGGGAAGUCUGACUGUGAGAACGGCGCAGACGAGCAGGGCUGUGUGUUGAGGACCUGCACGGACGAGGAGUUCCGCUGCCGCAGCGGUCAGUGUGUGUCGCUGUCCUUCGUGUGUGACUCUGACUCUGACUGUGAUGACGGCAGUGACGAGGCGUCCUGUCCUGUGCCCACCUGCGGCCCCGGAUCCUUCCAGUGCAAUAACUCUGUGUGUGUGCCGCGGCUCUGGGCCUGCGACGGCGACGCUGACUGCACAGACGGCUCAGACGAGUGGACACAGAACUGCCCAGGUGGCACGGGUCAGAAGCCUCGGACGGUCUGUCGCGAUCACGAGUUCCUGUGCUCCAGCGGGGAGUGUGUCCACGGCAGCUGGAGGUGUGACGGAGGCAAUGACUGCGCAGACGGAUCAGACGAACACAACUGCACUGUGUCCACCUGCCGUCCAGAUGAGUUCCUGUGUAACGACGGCAGCUGUGUCCCGGGAAUACACCAGUGUGACGGGAAACCUGACUGCUGGGAUCACAGCGAUGAGACGGACUGCACCGACACUAACAAGUGCGACACUAACAACGGCGGCUGUUCCCACACGUGCAGUGACCUAAAGAUGGGAUACGAGUGUGUGUGUCCGGACGGAUUCCACCUGAUCAACCGCACACACUGUGAAGACGUGGACGAGUGUGCAGACGCAGACAGAUGUACUCAGAUCUGCAGAAACCUGCCGGGCAGCUUCAGGUGUGACUGUGAAGAUGGGUUUGAGCUGGAUCACAUGACCAAAGACUGCAAAGCAGUAACCGGGUCCGGUGCGUUCCUGCUCUUCAGCACGAGGCACGAGGUCAGGAAGAUGGAGCUGGGCAGCCGGACGUACACGGCUCUGAUCCGCCGGCAGAAGAACGUGCAGGCGCUGGACGUGGAUGUUCACAACAACACCAUCUUCUGGUCUGACAUGAGCCUGAAGAAGAUCUACAGCGCCGCGGCCGCUGACCCCGCCCACCCCAGCACUGUGAUUGACAGCCGGAUCUCCCGCCCCGAGGGUCUGGCGGUGGACUGGAUCCACGGGAACAUCUACUGGACGGACGGCGAGCUGCGGACGGUGUCGGUGGCGACGGUAGACGGCAGCAAACGCAAGACUCUGGUGAGCGAGGGCCUGCAGAAUCCGCGCGCCAUCGUGGUGGACCCGCAGCGCAGCUUCAUGUUCUGGACGGACUGGGGCGAGCCGGCGCGGAUCGAGAGGAGCGGUCUGAACGGUGCGGACCGGACGGCUCUGGUGACUGACCACAUCGCCUGGCCCAACGGCGUCACGCUCGAUGUGCUGAGCGGACGGCUGUACUGGGUCGACUCCAAGCUGCACACACUGUCCAGCAUCAGUGUGAACGGAGCCGGACGCCACACACUGAUCCAGGACCAGCACACACUGCCUCACCCGAUGGCCCUCGCUGUGUUCCAGGAGAAAGUCUUCUGGACCGAUGUGUCUAAUAACGGGAUCUGGAGCGCCAGCCGUGUGACGGGACGAGACGUGGCUGCUGUGGUCGAGGAUCUGCAGUGGCCCGAGGACAUCGUGCUCCAUCACAGCCUGAGACAGCCGUCCGGAAGGGACUGGUGUAGAGACGCUGAGCUCAACGGUGGCUGUGAGUUUCUGUGUCUCCCGGCGCCGCAGACCGACACACACUCGCCCAAAUACACCUGCGCCUGUCCUGAUCACCUGACCCUGGCCGCAGACAUGAGGACGUGUGUGUCAGGAAAUAAUGCAGAACAAGAUCUGGUUUCCAGCCCUUCCCAGCAUCCCAUGGUCCUGUACAUCACACUCAUCGUCGCCGUGUGUCUGCUGGGGGUCAGCAGUGUGUUGCUAUGGAGACACUGGCGGCAGAAGAACACUAGCACCAUCCACUUCACCAACCCAGUGUACCAGAAGAAGACGACGGACGACACGGUGCACAUCUUCAGGAGCCCCAGUCUGGACGGAUACUCACAUCCAGCGUGUCAGAUGAUCAGUAUGGAUGAAGACGCAGCCUGAUGCUCCUCCAGAAGCUCAAGGUCACUUUAAUGCUGCUCUGAAACCGUCAGCCGAAGGAAACUCUCGUCCUCAUGUGUGAAACGACCCCAGGAUCAGGCUUGAACUUUUAUUCUGCCUGUAUGAUAUAAGGAAUGAAGACGCACACACACACACACACACACACACACACACACACACACUCCUGUCUAAGGUACAUCAUCACAGGUGAAGAGGAGAUCUCAAACAAACAGAGACUCUUCAGGAGUUUUGUGAUUCGUGAGUUUUGAAGAUCCUCUUCUUGAAGGUAUGACUGCUUUACGAUAUUUAAAUGAUCUUUGUUAAUAUUUGCUGUCAUUGUCUCUCUCUUCUUGCACUAUACAUGUUGCCUCACAGACUUGAUGUAUGUUUCUCCUUCAGACGCACUUGAACAGUCUGUUUGACUUUGUUUUGAUGAAGUGCUUGUACGUAUGAAUAAUGAGUAAUAAUGACUUGUUCUGUUACUGCUGCGGUUCGUCUGCUCCGGUGUGUAGAUUGAGUUUAAACCUGAUGGUGCCUGUGCAUUAUGUGUCAUAAUCUCCCGCUCUUAAACUGGCUGCUAGAGGCUGGCUAUAACAGAGAGUCCGUCCCAUAGACUCAUCAUGUCUCUACAGCAGAGAAUACAUGUUUACAGCCUGGUAUAAUUAUUAUUAUUAUAACUCAUCAGUUUAAAGGAUCGGAGCGUUUUAUCACUCAAACAUCUGCAGGUUUGUCUCUGUACAUACUGGCCUUUAUCACACCGUCUUAAACCUUUACACACACCGUCUUAAAGACUUUGUUAGAAGAAAACUAUUAUUUAUUGUGUGUACAUGUGUGAUUUUGCUUUGCUUUAUUUUUUUAGAUGUAUUGUUUGUUUAUCAGAUGUGAUUAUGAAAUGUCCUCCAGAAAUGGAUGUGCACUACCGAGGGAAUGAACCUGUGUCAUUCAGGGACUUUUAUAUGUUUAUGAAGGAUGGAGCGUGACUGUGAAGGAAAGCUCUUGAAUCUUGAAUCUGCUGAUGGGUCAUCUGAGGUCAGUCUGGUCAGAUGAACCCGUUCCUUCACCUCAGGACUGAUGUACGGUGAUCUGAAUGUUCUUCACGUUCAGAGAAACAAAUGACACCCAAAGAAACAACUCCGUUGUUUGUAAUAAAUCACAUGGUGAACCCAGUAA